UAUAAAGUCCUAGCAUCAAGGAGUGUAUUCAGUAUGCGUAAUAAAAAAUAUAUAUAUAAUAUCCUCCAAGCAUUGUCUUGCAAUUGAACAUUGUUUUCUGGCAUCCAGAUGCAAAUCCAAUCAUUGCUUAUCCUAUGUCCCUGAAUGGAUCUUGGAGUGUAUCAUUGUGGAUGAAAAGUCCUAGAUUAUAUGAACAUUUGAGAAAGUGCAAGAUUCUUAUACUAUGUCGUAACACCCUCCAGAAAUACCUAAGAUGUUUUAAAAGUGGAUUUGGUUUUAACAAAAAACUAUUUGAUACACUGAAGGAGAAAGUUAAAGCAUUGGAUGAAAAGCAUUAGAAAAUUGGAUGAUUCGAUGAAUGGUAGAAUAUUGGUAGAUGAACUAAAACUAUCAGAACAUUUUCACAUGGCAUCCUCCAGUGAUAUUGAAGGGUUUGUAGAUUUGGAUGAUUACACACUAGAAAACAUGAAAACUGCAGCAAGUGAUCAUGGCAUGGUAAUGUACCAAACAUUAACAGGAAACUGGCAACAAAUUGUGGGAGUUUUUCCACACAUGAAAAUAUAUCUGGUAAAAAUAAGUAAAUAUAAUAGAGAACUGUUGUCAAUAAUUCUUUUAAAAGCUGUGGCACUGCUAGAAAGAUUUGGUUUAAUGGUAGAUUUUAUUACAUGUGAUGGUACAACAUGGAAUAGAAACAUGUGGAGUCAGUUUGGGAUUGGCUAUAAAUCACUAUCCAAACAGUAUCAAGUAAAAAAAAUAAGAAAAGAACUCUGCUUACCAUUCUUAUUUUCACAUUUCUGCAUAUGGGUAGUUAUUUGUAACAUAUUGCCUUUCAACCCACAAUUAGAGCACAUAUGCAGUACAUCAGAAACAUCGAUAUUGUUGGACGUCAUUUUCUUAACGAAGUAAACCAACUCUUUCCUUCG
Centruroides sculpturatus (bark scorpion) is the source of this 923-nucleotide messenger RNA. RefSeq lists its product as uncharacterized. Lineage: Eukaryota; Metazoa; Arthropoda; Arachnida; Scorpiones; Buthidae. The transcript is spliced from 3 exons. The record is from RefSeq and is a predicted model, not a curated record. Bases 325 to 906 code for a protein of 193 amino acids.